AGAGGAGCCCCCCCUCCUCGGUCACCUGUUAGUUCCUGUCAGAGCGGUCUCUGCCAACUCCCUCCUCCUUCCUUCUGUCCAAUCCUCUCUCAGUCUCCUCUGCCCCCACCCGUGCACAGCCCUAUCAUAUCCCCAUCCCCUUCCGUCUUGGGUCCAUCGAGUAACAAAAAUACAUCCACACCAAAUAUCCCGAGCCUCCGAAGCAAUGCGGUGAAUUUCCCGGGAAUUCGCAGGACGGAAAGUAUUGGUCAGCCCAGCAAUAUCAAAUCUGACCAGGCGUGGUGAGGGAGGAUGGCUUCCAGGCAGCAGGGAGAGAGUUUGACCGAGGAGGUAAUCUGUCCCAUUUGUCUAGAUUUCUUCACUGAUCCGGUUACACUGGAUUGUGGACACAACUUCUGCCGCUGCUGUAUCUCCCAGAGUUGGGAAAAGCAGGAGAUAAACUUCUGCCCGGAAUGUAGACAGGAGUUUCCGGACAGAUCCCUCAGAGGCAACCGGGCCUUAGCGAAUCUGGCCGAGAUAGCUCGAACAUUAAAUCCGAAUCCACAAGAGAAGGAAAGUAAACAUCACUGUGAGGAACAUCAGGAAGAACUGAAGCUGUUUUGUGAAACUGACAAGAAAUUAGUCUGUGUGAUUUGUAGAUAUUCCCGGGAACACAAAUCUCACAAGUUCAUCCCGAUUAAAGAAGCUGUUCGAAUUUACAAGGAUCGGGUGAAAUCUUCCUUGGAUUCUCUCACAGGGAAGAGAUCGGCGGCUCGAGAAAUGGAGCAGCAGCAGAAACAGCAGAUUUCAAAAAUUCGGGAACAGGCGAACACUCUGCAGACCCACAUCAAAUCCGAGUUCAUUAAAAUGCACCAGAUUCUCACUGAGAAAGAACAGACUUUACUCCGAGAUCUCAGGGAAGAAGAGAAAAGGACUCUGCAAUCAAUGGAGAAAAAUCUUCGAGAGAUCCAGGAGAAUUUAAAUUCAAUUGAGGAGAAGCUCUCUCAUCUGAAGAAACAGUUGAAACAAAAAGACCAAGUGAUAUUCUUGAAGGAGGAAGUAUCUCGGAGGAGGAGGGUUAGUGAUGAUGUCAAUGUGCUGUCACUGACAGAUGGAGUCCUGUCCAUUGGAAAGUACAACAGCCCUUUACAGUACACAGUGUGGAGGGAGAUGUCCAAACACAUCAGGCCAGCUCCAGCCUCUCUGACUCUGGAUCCAGACACAGCGCAUCCCCGGCUCAUCCUGUCUGAGGACCUGACCAGUGUGAGACUCGGAGACAAACACCAGCCGCUCCCUGACUCCCCGGAGAGAUUUGAUUCCUGUCCCUGUGUCCUGGGAUCAGAGGGAUUCACAUCAGGGAGACAUUACUGGGAGGUGAAGGUGGAAAACAAGACUGAGUGGAUUCUGGGAGUGGCCAGAGAGUCUGUGGAGAGGAAAGGGGGGAUCAUCCUGAUCCCAGAGACUGGAUUCUGGGGUGUGGCGCUGUAUCCCAGAGAUAAUUAUUUUGCCACCUCCUCCCCCUCUGACAUUCCCCUCUCCCUGAAUGUGAAUCCCAGGAAGAUCGGGGUGUUUCUGGACUAUGAGGGUGGACAGGUGUCAUUUUACAAUGCGGACACCAUGUCCCAUCUCCACACUUUCACCCACACUUUCACUGAGAGGGUCUUACCCUUCUUCCAUCCAGGAUCAAGUGACAACAGGAACAACUCUGACCCACUGACAAUCUGCGGAACAUUGGUCACAAACCCCUCCACCCCUCAAGAUCAGACCAGCUCCAUGUUUCAGCAGCUUCUAGCAUGCUUCUGUGCCUUUCCCACCAGGGCAGGUUACACAGAGAUUCCCUGAGGUCAGGGUCCAUACAACCCAUUGACACCAGCUUGUUGGUGAGAUUAGUUUUGUUCAACUGGGUCAAGACAAUGAUCUCAGAGGAACAGCAGGAAGCCAUUCAGCUCCUUCAGCCUGUAUUGUCGUUUAUUCAGACAAUGGCUGGUCUAUAUCCAAGAUUUCUCCAUUUGCAUCUUUGCACAACACUCUUCUUUCUUAACCAAUCAACAGAUCGAAGUUCUGACAUUUUCAGUUGAUGCCCCUUCUCAUCAGUAAUUUCUAACAAAGUGAAAUUGCAGCUUAUACUUACUGUGAAGAAAUAUUUCUAGACAUUCUAGACAUGGAUUAGCUAACCUUCAAUUUUGGAGGUAGGGACCUUGUUCUGGACUUGUCCGACUCUAGUUUCUCUUUAUUCGCCAUUCUCUCGUUCACCAAGACCACCUUCCCAAUGUUAAUCUUCAUGAGCAAGUCAGGCAGCACUCUGGUGAAUCUGCAGUGCCCCCUCUCAAACCAUACACUCACUGACAUGUGGAGCCCAGACUAAAUGUAUAAGAUGGACUUUGUUCAAAACUCUGUAAAGCUGCAAUAUAAACUUCCUAGUAUUUGAAUCCAAGCUCUUCUCUGAGGGAUGAAACAUUAAGUUGGUUUCUGUUGACUUAACAGCUUCCUCGGCCAAAAUGAAUAAAUCCCAGUUAACACAUUGAAGUCCAUCUUUAACAAUUUUACCAUCUUGUUUAUUCAUGUUCUUGCCCCAGUGUUGAUGAAGCAUUCCUUAGUCUGACAGGGAAUACUGACUGCCACCAAUAUCAUUCGAACCUUCUGUGAGUUUCACAGAGAUUGGGUUUACUGGUGUUUGUUAUUGUAGUUGGGCUUGUUGUAAAUAACAUUGUUAACUCUCCAUCUUGUUGAAUGCUGUACAAUAAGCAGCUUGCAAUCUUCAUAAUCACAGUGCUGCAAACAUCGACUUAUGUGGGGAAACAGUCGUUUUUCCAUGUAUGAACACACUUAUUUUUAAAAAUUAGCUGUUUUCUCAUUCAGUUUCUUUAUUAAUC
This is a messenger RNA of Hemiscyllium ocellatum (epaulette shark), 2852 nucleotides long. Its product is annotated as zinc-binding protein A33-like. Gene Ontology annotation, molecular function: protein binding; zinc ion binding. NCBI's taxonomy places the organism in Eukaryota, Metazoa, Chordata, Chondrichthyes, Orectolobiformes, Hemiscylliidae. The record is from RefSeq and is a predicted model, not a curated record. The transcript is spliced from 6 exons. Bases 292 to 1821 code for a protein of 509 amino acids.